Messenger RNA from Anolis carolinensis (green anole), 2045 nucleotides. RefSeq lists its product as uncharacterized. NCBI's taxonomy places the organism in Eukaryota, Metazoa, Chordata, Lepidosauria, Squamata, Anolidae. The transcript has 2 exons. Gene Ontology annotation, molecular function: zinc ion binding; nucleic acid binding. The coding region runs from base 216 to 1805 and encodes 529 amino acids. The record is from RefSeq and is a predicted model, not a curated record.
GUCAGAACCCUGCUACUAGAGCCUGGAUGUGGCUCUGAGUUUCAGGGUCACUGACAUUGAUAAGACACCUGCGUCCCAGGACUCGGAGGAGAAACGGCUGAUGGACUUGGCGGGGAAUUUGCGCGGGGUUUUACUGAGCGGGAAGAGACUGUUCAAAUGAGGGGGAGGGUAUAUAAAGGAGGGUUGGCCGGAGCCUCCCAUUCUUGGCUUUUCUGAUGUUCAUGUUUCCUACAGUAAAAGUUCCUGGUGAUACCACAAAGAGUCUCGUGUGUUCAUUCAGGAGCGGCUGUGGUGAGCUGACACUAAGCCAAGAAUACGGACACCAUCCCGCUGUAGCGGUGAGGUGUAACAUGCAAGUGGAGGAUGAAGAGCUCUUGGGCGCCGGAGGAGGAAGGUCGGAAAGGGCCACUCCCGAGACGGACGCUGAGUUCCACCAGCUGGCGGCCCUGGCGUCAUCCACCGCUUAUGCCCAGCCAAAUGGGGUAACCCAGAGGCGCGGAGUGGUGCGGGGAGAUAGCACCGGAGGAGAGGAAGGUUCACCUUCCCCAGGCCCGCAAAAGAUGGUGUUUCUGGAGGAGAGGAUGUCGGCGAUGGAGACCACCCUGGCAGUGAUGUCGAGGGCGAUGGAGCGCCUGGCGGUUUUGGCGGAGCCGGAGCGAGGAAGGGAACUCCGGGCUAGCUCAAUGUGGGACGUGAGCAUGGGAAGCAGCCAGGGCUUUGCAGACCUCCCAGCACCGAAGGGAAGGGAAAUGCGAAAGGAGCCCGGUGCCCGGCCCAAGAUCCAAACGAGCCUGACGCGGGUGGAGGAGAGUGACGACGAAGGGGAAAAGCCUCCGAGAAUCCCGGCUACGCUCCCAACUGAGACCCUGGUGCCCCUGGCGAAUGCCGGGCGUGGCACAGGACAAAGGGAAGCAGCAGCGAGGCCCACUGGCCCGCAAGGGGGCUUGCGACGGGCGGAGGAUUGGGGAUUGCCACCACAGGGACCCCUACCGAGACGAGAGGAACUAAGGAUCGAGUUUGGGGGAGAGUCCUCUGAACUGGAUUUUUUCCUGACCACGGUGAGGGGCUAUAUGGAGGACAAUGCCCACACUUUUAGAACGGAAUCCAGCCGGGUACGGGCCAUUGGUGCAGUGUUGAAGAGGGGAGCGGCCAGCUGGUACGUUCAACUACACGCGCGGCGCGACCCAUGUCUGGGGUCACUCCGACGCUUUAUGGGGGCCCUGGAGACCCGUUUCCGAGAUCCACUGGAGCAGAUCCGGGCGAGGGAGGAGUUGAAGACCGUCUCCCAGGGGCAGAGGUCGGUAUCUGAGUAUGCGGAGGAGUUCCAAUGCCUCGCUGAAAAGGUGCCGGAAUGGUCUGCAGUGACAAAGAUAGAACUCUUCAAAGAGGGGCUCAGGCGGGAGAUCCUCUCCUGGGCGGUGCAUCGUGAUGAGCCUGACACACUGCGCGGAUGGAUUCAGCUGGCGGGGCGCAUCGAGACAUCGCUGGCCCAGGCGAGGAGGCACCGAGGAGGGCUACAGCAGCGGCCGCAGAUGAAAGAGGGGAGCCGGAAGGAGGGAUCAACCCCAGCCGGGAGGAGAACGGAGCCGACAGGGAACGUGAGCACCAGCAGGAGGGGCUGCUUCGUGUGCGGCCGUUUGGGCCACAGGGCUGCCGAGUGCUGGCAGAGAAAAGGGGAAGGCGGAGGCCCGCCCAAACCAAGAGCCGUGGCAGGGAAACGCGCCGAGGAAGAACCACCGAUGAGGCACCACUCGGGGGGGUUGGACGAAGGGGAGGAGGACGCCAUGUCAGAACCCUGCUACUAGAGCCUGGAUGUGGCUCUGAGUUUCAGGGUCACUGACAUUGAUAAGACACCUGCGUCCCAGGACUCGGAGGAGAAACGGCUGAUGGACUUGGCGGGGAAUUUGCGCGGGGUUUUACUGAGCGGGAAGAGACUGUUCAAAUGAGGGGGAGGGUAUAUAAAGGAGGGUUGGCCGGAGCCUCCCAUUCUUGGCUUUUCUGAUGUUCAUGUUUCCUACAGUAAAAGUUCCUGGUGAUACCACAAA